AUGGCACCGCCUCUCUUCCUCCACGAAUACAAGGAGCCCGGCGUCUGGGCCGUCCAUGCCGACCGCAAGAUCUACCACCUCCCCAACCUCUUCCAGCGAUGCCCCAGCGCUACAAGACCGACGCGGCCAUCCAGCGCUACCUGCGCGAUGUACCUGGCCAUGGAGUUUGUGAGCGGGGCGGUGCCGAUGGACGAGCUGUCUGAAGCGGAGCGCAAGGUCGUGGAGAAGGAGUUGCGCGUGCAUAUGGAGACGUUGAAGAGCCUGCGGUCGGGUACACCGGGUGUGCCGGGGGAGGAGUUCCUCGUCGGGCCUGUACGCGUGUGUGGUUACCGCUGGCACUACCACACCUGCUGGCGGCCGCGACCGGGGGCUUUCCCUGCCCCCAAGAGCGGGGAAGACGGGAAAGAAGGCGGUGGUGGUCAGUUUGUGCUCUGCCACAACGACCUCGCGCAGCAGAACGUGCUCGUGGACCCCAAGACGCUGAAGAUCAAAGCGAUUAUCGACUGGGAGUUUGCCGGGUUCUGGCCGCCGUGGUUUGAGCGGCCGUAG
Molecule: messenger RNA, 549 nt
Organism: Dichotomopilus funicola
Lineage: Eukaryota; Fungi; Ascomycota; Sordariomycetes; Sordariales; Chaetomiaceae
Exons: 2
Coding region: 1-549 (182 amino acids)
Source: RefSeq, a predicted model, not a curated record